UAUUUGAUUUUAAUAUUUUCCCUAUUCCUAUUAUUCUUUUUAGUGUCGGAAGCUUUUGUCACUCUAGCAACAACAGAUGAAUACAUAUGCGGUGCUCUAGUCUGGGCACAUUCACUUCGAGAGGUGAAAACCGAGAAGAAGAUUGUGUGUAUGGUAACCAAGGAAGUCUCUGCUCAUAUGCUUGAGCUCUGCCGUUCCAUAUUCGACCAUGUGGAAAUUGUUGAUGUACUCGAUAGCAAAGACAGAGCCAACUUGGCUCUGUUGGAACGGCCGGACCUGGGAGUGACUUUUACGAAACUUCACUGUUGGAGACUCACACAAUACCGGAAAGCCGUAUUUAUGGAUGCAGAUACUCUGGUUCUUCAAAACAUUGACGACUUGUUCGAACGAGAUGAACUCAGCGCCGCUCCGGAUCCUGGUUGGCCAGAUUGCUUUAAUUCUGGCGUGUUUGUAUUCGUGCCUAAUCAGGAAACCUACGAAAGACUUCUUCAAUUCGCAAUGGAAAUCGGUAGUUUUGAUGGUGGUGAUCAGGGUUUACUGAACUUGUUCUUCCACGAUUGGGCCACGAAAGAUAUCCGGCGUCAUUUGCCCUUCUUGUAUAACGUAAUCAGCCAGGCGCUUUACUCCUACCUGCCGGCGUUCACCCGAUUCCGAAAUAGGAUUCGUGUGGUACACUUUAUUGGAGCUGAAAAGCCUUGGCAAAUGGAUGUGGACCAGUAUGGAAAUAUAAAAGCACACGAGGAUCUAACGUUGGGCACUCGUGAAUUUCUGCAGUAUUGGUGGCAUUUGUUCUGCACCCGAGUCCAACCCAAACUCGUUCGAACUGCGGGUGGAUUGGUGGGCAAAUUGGCUUCACUGGAAAUCACUGUUCCCUGUCCUCCUACUUUAAAUAUGCCGGAUGAAGGGGAUCGUCAGAUGGCAUGGGAACGUGGUCAGAUGGAUUAUAUGGGGUCUGAUUCAUUCGAGCGUAUCCAGUGUUUGUUGGAGUCCAAAAUUGGAGGACCUCCCAAAUCGUAG
This is a messenger RNA of Echinostoma caproni, 1017 nucleotides long. The record is from the annotation of a GenBank genome assembly. NCBI's taxonomy places the organism in Eukaryota, Metazoa, Platyhelminthes, Trematoda, Plagiorchiida, Echinostomatidae.